Ictidomys tridecemlineatus (thirteen-lined ground squirrel) is the source of this 6932-nucleotide messenger RNA. RefSeq names its product XK related 7 (gene Xkr7). The record is from RefSeq and is a predicted model, not a curated record. Gene Ontology annotation, biological process: phosphatidylserine exposure on apoptotic cell surface; apoptotic process involved in development; engulfment of apoptotic cell. NCBI's taxonomy places the organism in Eukaryota, Metazoa, Chordata, Mammalia, Rodentia, Sciuridae. Gene Ontology annotation, cellular component: plasma membrane.
CGCCGCUGCUGCCGCCUCUGCGUCUGGCUGCUGCAGACCCUCGUCCACCUCCUGCAGCUCGGCCAGGUCUGGAGGUACCUGCGCGCCCUGUACCUGGGGCUGCAGAGCCGCUGGCGCGGGGAGCGGCUGCGGCGCCACUUCUACUGGCGGAUGCUGUUCGAGAGCGCCGACGUGAGCAUGCUGCGCCUGCUGGAGACCUUCCUGCGCAGCGCGCCGCAGCUGGUGCUGCAGCUCAGCCUGCUGGUGCACGGCGGCCGCGAGCCCGACCUGCUGCCCGCCCUCUCCACCUCUGCCUCCCUCGUGUCCCUGGCCUGGACGCUGGCCUCCUACCAGAAGGUGCUACGAGACUCGAGGGACGACAAGCGGCCGCUGUCCUACAAGGGCGCCGUGGCCCAGGUACUGUGGCACCUGUUCACCAUCGCAGCUCGCAGUCUGGCCUUCGCCCUCUUCGCCAGCGUCUACAAGCUCUACUUUGGCAUCUUCAUCGUGGCUCACUGGUGCGUCAUGACCUUCUGGGUCAUUCAGGGGGAGACAGACUUCUGCAUGUCCAAGUGGGAGGAGAUCAUCUACAACAUGGUGGUAGGCAUCAUCUACAUCUUCUGCUGGUUCAAUGUCAAGGAGGGCCGCAGCCGCCGCCGCAUGACCCUCUACUAUUGCAUUGUCCUGCUGGAGAACACCGCGCUCACCGGCUUCUGGUACUUCAGCCGCAACUUCUCCAACGACUUCCACUCGCUCAUCCUGGUCUGCGUGGUGGCCUCCAGCUUUGCGCUGGGCAUAUUCUUCAUGUGUGUCUACUACUGUCUCCUGCACCCCAAUGGACCCAUGCUGGGUCCCCAGGCACCUGGCUGCAUCUGCCCUGAGACCCCAGGGACCUGUGGCCCACCAGCCGAUGCCAUCACAAGUCCCCCACGGUCCCUGCCAAGGACUACAGGCGCCGAGAGAGAUGGGGCCUCCAUGGGGGGUGAGCGUGCAGGGACCCCCACGCUACCUGUCUUCCAGGUGCGGCCUGGCUUGCCUCCCACACCAAUGGCCCGCCCCUUGCGGACAGAGGGGCCUGUCAUUCGGAUUGACUUGCCUCGCAAGAAGUACCCAGCUUGGGAUGCUCAUUUUAUUGACCGCAGGCUCCGGAAGACUAUCCUGGCAUUGGAGUACUCCUCUCCCGCCACACCCCGGUUGCAGUACCGGAGCGUGGGGACCUCCCAAGAGCUGCUGGAGUACGAGACAACCGUGUAGGCCACAGUCUGCUCUGACAAAAAGGAAUGGACUUGGCUGAUCCCACAUCGACUACAGUGUUGAGCCAGGAAUUUCAGGGCCACCAGGCUAUGGGGGCAUGGAUCUGUUGAUCCAAGGGUAGAGUGGCCCCAUCAUUGGGUUCUUUUUAAGGGAGGGGGCUGUCUUAUGGAGACUCCAGCCCCAGGCCCCAUUUACAGCCCUGUGGCCAGUUCCCUAGAUUCCCCUGAACCAGGGCCCAGGGAAUCAACUGGUGCUACACUCCUCGUGCGUGAGCUGCCCCACUUUCAUGGGGCCUCCGUACCAUGCCUGUUGCAGGGGGCCCGCACCCUCUCCCCUGCCUGGCAUUGUCCACACAUCGCCCCUGGUGAACCUACCAGAGGAAGGGCACUGUCUGGAGUUCAUGGCGAGGCCCUGUGCUCCUUGGGGGUAUGGCAGUGGGCUGCCUCUGUGGUGGGAGGGGAUAACUGAGAAGGAUGGAGGAGGCCAUGGGAGGUGGGGGUGAGUUUGGAGCAUCUUGCGGACGGGAUCAGCAUAGUACCUGGAGGGUCUGAGGCCUGGAGUUAGGCAAGAGGGCAGCUGAAGGAGGGAGUAGGGGUGGGUGGGGAAUUGGGAUGUGGGCUGAUAGUGCAGAGAUGGAAAGAACCCCAAGGGGUCCAAACUGGCAUAAACCUGGAAGGGUGGAAGAUCUGGGGGAGGAGAACCUGCAGUCCAGGGUCAAGUCCAGAGAAGGACUCUUUGGGAAAUAUACUUCGUUGUGGGCUGUGUUAUGGAUGAGGUUUGACACCUUGGGUGAAAAUAUUUCAAGGAGGCAUUUUUUGCUCUAGAUGAACAUCCAGAACAUUCCUAAGAUCUUGAGCACAGCAGAUAAAAUGUUCAGGAGGAUACAUUGUCUGAGUUCAAUUAUAGAUGAGGAUCUAGCUCAUUUGGCAGAAGAACUAUUGUAGAGAUGUGCUUAGGUCCAGAAGAAGUUCUAGAAGAACACUUAACUGAUGAAAUGUCCUAGGAAGUCUGUCAUAUAUCAUGUAUGACAAGCAAGGACACUGGACCCCUGAUGCUCUGCUGUGGAAGAUUCUAGUGCUUGCCAUGGUGAGGGAUGGGGAGCUCUAGAAACCAAUGCAAAUGGAAUGUUCUGGGUGUACUUAUGGGACUUCCAGGCUCCUGUCCACCUGGGUCCACAGUUAUCUCUCUAAAAGGAAGUUGUCCUCAGAACCCCGAAACAUUUCAGCUGCCAACUGGUUCUUAGCUAGAAAAAAGUAGAUCUGGGGAUGUGACAUGAAUCCUGGAUUUCAGCCACCCUGCAGAUGCCGCUCUGGGGAGGGUGUCUGGGAAGCUGACUUAUUUUUGUCUCCAAUCUGACAACCUCCCCAAGACCUAUGUUCCAUUCCCUUGGCCUGAACAUCCUGGGGUACUCAUGGGAUCACUCAUUCAGGGCCACUUCUAGUCCUGGAAGGGGUGCAGAAGGUUGGGAGUAGAGAAGGAGGCAGCUCCACGGAGUGGAGACAGAGCCUCUAGGCAGAGACUGGCUCCCCUUCCCACUCAUCCAUGCCCGCUAAGCUAAGGCACGUUUGCUGGGAGGAUAUCUGAAGCUCAGCUGCAGGGUGGGGCCGCAGUGGGUGUUAGAAUCAGACUAUGCAAAUUAGAGGGGGUGCUUAGCCCUUGCAGGCUCAGCCUCCCUGAGGAUUAUAGUGGGGAAACUAAGGCCCAGAGUGGCAGCUACUCUCCCAGGUCUGGCUGGACCAUCAGAUGGUAAUGGGUAAUGAUAGAUUUACUGAGGAUGUAGGGAAGGGGCCAUAUUCAGGGUGUAGGGUGACCCCACAGGCAGCGAGGGCAGGACUGCACCCACAAGCACACAUCAUAGCCGUGAUACAUGGCUCCCACCCUCCUGGCAUCACAGGCGGCUACAUCCCUCAUGCCGACAUUUAAGAAUGCAUUUCCUUCUUCCUCCUAUUUCUCUGAGAAACCUCAGGAACCCAGCUGCAAGAGUGAUAAGGGGUUCCAUCCUGACCCAGAUCUGUUCUGGUGGGCUCAUGGAUUCUCCUUGUCCUCUGUCCAGAACUGUUUUUGGAGAUCCAACUCCAUGACCAGUUACACACAGCACUGAGGAUGGGGACCAAGACCCACUGCCUAUCUCUCCAGGGCUGAUUGUGCCAAGAGUUUCCACCCACAGGGUCUCCCUGACACCGUCCUCUGCUCACAACAUCCUUACAAGAGCCAUUCUCCGCCUGCCCUACAGAUGAGACAACUAAGGCUCGGCGAGGCAAUGUGAGGGUCUCCCUUGGCAAUUAUUUUACUCCCAGGGUGCUAGAAUGGCCCAUCUCCAGCAUUCUAGAAGGAGAAGUUAAAAAAAAUACCCUACUCCUUUACAGCUCAGACUCCAAGAGCCAGGGAACAGGAAUGAACUGGCAAUGCCGGGCAGGGCUUGAGGUUCAUGGGGAAGCCACAGCCAUAUUUUCAGGGCUUGAACUCCACCCUCGAAUCAGACUAGUCCCACAAAACCUCUCUUCAGGGUCUCUGUCUGCAAGGUCAAGGUCAUGGUCAACGGGCUUGAGGAGAAGACUGUGAGCACCUCUCACUUCUCCUCGUUAGCUCAGCCCCUGAAAUACAUCCCUCCCUGGAGUUAGGAUCCCAUCUUUCCCUUCCUGAGGUCCCCUUUCCGCUGACCUGUUUCCUUGUUUCACUGCAAUAGAGGAGUCAGAGGGGAGGCCUCAUUUCCUUGGAGCUGUUGUUUUGUGUCCCUUUCUGUGACAUAAUCUACCUCAGCUGGUCUCUCUUCCCCAUUAGAACUGUGUUCCCUGGGUCCUCUGUACCCCAUUCUCUGACCUUCACCCUAUCCUGGAUGUUCAGUCCUUCCCAGGACCCCUCCAGAGUCUUUGAAAUGAGAGAAGUUUCCAGAAAUACAGCUCAAGAGAGCUUUGGGGUCCCCUAAGCCAACCACCCUCUAGUCCCAGAAGUUGAGCCCCAGAAAGGGCCAGGCACUUGCUCAAGAUCGCACAGGAAGUCAGUGCCGUGGGAGUUAGUUGGGUCCACCUUAAUUUUGCCAGGAACAGAAGAGAGCAGAACACUGGGUACCAAAGUACUGGGCAGUCGCCAACCCCAGGAAACCCUGUUCCCAAGGCAGACCUCUGUUUCUCUCUUUUCUUGACCUCCCACUUUAAACUGACCCCACAAGCUGAUGACUGCUCCCCAAACCUCUCCAGGCACCAGACACCCCACGUCACACCUCCAUGCACUGAUGUGCCUUGUAAUGGUCACCCCAGCUGAACAACACAGGCCACCACCCUCCCCCACAGGGGGCUCCCCAACAGGGAGUCCUUUUUGGUCCCCUCUUCUCAUCUGCCCCAUUCCUAUGUCUCCCUGCAGUCCGUCUUCCCCUCAGCCAGCUCUCUGCAGUCUGUAUCUCCUGGAGGUAUGUCACCCACGAGGGCGGGGACAGCAGAGGGCUGGGAGGCCAAGGCCCCAGGAAUGUCCAGGUCUCCAGAUCAGGACCAAGUAGGGUCUGCAAAUGUUCAGGGAAAGUCUUGCCUGGCAGUUGCAAAGCCCCCAGGAGACUGAAAUUCUGCAGGUGCUAAAUGAUAGGGACCCCCCCAGACUCCCCCCCCCGCCCCCUGCUGCAAAUGGGAUAGUGGGUGUGCCCUGCUGGAAGGCAUGAAAGUUCCAGGUUUUGAAAAACCUCAUGCUGGUCAAACUGAACACUGUUCCAAGCCCCUGGGGCCACCAGUUUGAGAGCUCUGGUUCAAAGUGUUGGUGGGGGUGUGGGGCUUGGGGACUUAGCUUAGCAGCAGAGCACUUGCCCUGCACUCCCAAGGCCCUGAGUUCUGUCCUUGACCCCAGGGGUGGAGGAAGAAAAUGCAACAAAUUCUGAGAAGGUUCCAGGGAGCCCUGCAGAGUCUGGAAGCCCCUCUGGUGACAUCAGGGUGCCUUGGCCCCCUCUGAGGCUUCUCUAGUCUAACCCUAAACCCCUUUCAAAGCACACCCAACUGCUCUCUCCGCUGUAAGGGAAGGGAAGUAGGGGAAGGAUCAUCUAAAAGGGUGACAGGUUCCUCCAGGGCCUCAGGGGGCUGCUUAGGGACUGGAGUUUUCUGCAGUGGUGGGGGCUCCUGGUUAGGAGGGACCUGCGUGGGGUGGGCAGAGUCCCGGCACAGUAAGGUUCAAAGUCAGGACCCACUGCCCCCUUGGCACCUGCUUCCUUCCCAGUCUCCGGGCAGGGCUUGUGGGGAGAGGGAUCUGUUAAUGUCUGUCCUGAAGUGCUUUGUGAUAUCUCAAUGGAAGGGACCAAGUCAGUGCCAAGACACACGGGCAGCUGUGGGCAGCAGCCUGGGUCCCUCUUCCCAGCCAGAGAGGUUUCUGAGACUCUGGGCUGGGGGCAGGGGUGGGGUAGUGACUGUAGCGUGCCAUUCUGGUUGGGGAUAGGGGGUGGGACAUUCCUGGGUUUGGGUUGCUACAGGCAGAGGCAAGGGGAGGAGGAGGGCUGGAGCAAGGCAUUGUGGGAGUGGGAGAGGAAGGCCCAGCCCAGCUUGGCCUAGUCCCUGGGGGCAGAAAAAGCCCCAAGGGAUGAAAGAGGGACUUCUUCCAUCUCACCUUCUAGAGGCAAGGAGGGGGCGCCCCUCUUUAGCAACCCUGGCCUGUAUUCUAUGCACACUCUCUGUCAGGGUCCCCCAGGCCAGGGGUGGGGGCCCAGAGGCACUGCAAUAAUCUCAGAGUGGAGGGUACCCAGGGACAAAGAGAACAGCACCAGGUGGGCAAAGAAUAUCCCUCCGUCUCCCCAGCACCCCAAUCCCAGAAGCUAACCCAGCCUAAUGGAACCUUCUUCCUGCCUCUCUCCACUGGGCUACACCACCCAGCUCCAAGGGGCCUCAAGUGACCCCCACGGUUUUCCAAACCAGUCAUCAAAUAGUGAAGGGCCCUGAAGCAUUCCCAGGCUUCCCCAUGCUGUUUCCACCCCAGGGUCCCACAGUUCAGGGGAUUCGUUUCUUGAUGAAGGAUUCAUUUUGCCACAUUAAAUUAACUCGAGCUGAGCUUCUGGCUGUGGGUAAAUGCUCCCAAGGCCUCAAGUUAGCUUCCAGGGGUUGAGGGUAGCGGAAUUCCUGUAUCCUAUUGGAUCGCUUAGUACGGAAUUCUCAAAAGCACUCAUGGAGGCCCUUUCCAGUCUCCAUAGACCCUCAGGCAGGAUCCGGGACCCCAAGUUGAGAAUCAAUGGCUUAAUUAUCCAGCAUCCUACUUUCUUUACAGAAGGGGCAGUUCCACAGAUAGGAGGUGAUCCUCCCAGGGUCCCACAGCAAAUUGGUGGCAGGGUGGAUCCAGACCCAGGUCAUGUGGGAAGGGAUCCCACCAGAAUACCCCCAGCUCGAUCCCCGCUACCUUUUCUCCAGGAACCACUAGCCAUGCCUGAGGGACUGAUUUCCCUCUGUCAAUCAGCACAAUCCUGGUGACUCUCUCCUCUGUGUUCUUCCUUCCCUCCCUCAGCAGCCCCCACCCUGCCCACUGUUUCCUAUUCCUGGCCGCCUCUGCCCACCCCGUAGUUACUACAUCUGUGCCAUUCCCAAUCCUCCCACUCCCACUCGCCCUUCUGAGCUUCCCCCAGGAGGGGGAGGGGAGCCCAAGCUGGGGCUUCUGUACUGAGACUCUUUUGUACACCACAAACUUUUUGUAUAUUUUUAAUUUUGCUGCAACAUGAGAUAUUAAAAGUCAUUUCCGUACGG